Messenger RNA from Perognathus longimembris pacificus (Pacific pocket mouse), 6393 nucleotides. It is a transcript of the gene Nfic, whose product is annotated as nuclear factor I C. Gene Ontology annotation, cellular component: nucleus. NCBI's taxonomy places the organism in Eukaryota, Metazoa, Chordata, Mammalia, Rodentia, Heteromyidae. The transcript is spliced from 10 exons. Gene Ontology annotation, molecular function: RNA polymerase II cis-regulatory region sequence-specific DNA binding; DNA-binding transcription factor activity, RNA polymerase II-specific. Gene Ontology annotation, biological process: regulation of transcription by RNA polymerase II. The record is from RefSeq and is a predicted model, not a curated record. The coding region runs from base 88 to 1407 and encodes 439 amino acids.
GGGGGGGGCUGGAAAAUGACUCAGUAAGUUCGGCGCGCCCGCUCCGGCCGGCCUGCGCCUCCCGCCGCGCCCGCGCCCGCGCCCGGGAUGUAUUCGUCCCCGCUCUGCCUGACCCAGGAUGAGUUCCACCCGUUCAUCGAGGCGCUGCUGCCGCACGUGCGCGCCUUCGCCUACACCUGGUUCAACCUGCAGGCGCGCAAGCGCAAGUACUUCAAGAAGCACGAGAAGCGCAUGUCGCGCGAGGAGGAGCGCGCGGUGAAGGACGAGCUGCUGGGCGAGAAGGCCGAGGUGAAGCAGAAGUGGGCCUCGCGGCUGCUGGCCAAGCUGCGCAAGGACAUCCGGCCCGAGUGCCGCGAGGACUUCGUGCUGGCCGUCACCGGCAAGAAGGCGCCGGGCUGCGUACUCUCCAACCCCGACCAGAAGGGCAAGAUGCGGCGCAUCGACUGCCUGCGCCAGGCAGACAAGGUGUGGCGGCUGGACCUGGUCAUGGUCAUCCUCUUCAAGGGCGUGCCGCUCGAGAGCACCGACGGCGAGCGCCUGGUGAAGGCGGCGCAGUGCGGCCACCCGGUGCUCUGCGUGCAGCCGCACCACAUCGGCGUGGCGGUCAAGGAGCUCGACCUCUACCUGGCCUACUUCGUGCGCGAGCGAGACUCGGAGCAGAGCAGCAGCCCCCGCACAGGGCUGAGCUCAGACCAGGAGGACAGCAAACCUAUCACCCUGGACACAACAGAAUUCCAGGAGAGCUUUGUCACCUCUGGCGUGUUCAGCGUCACGGAGCUCAUCCAAGUGUCCCGCACACCUGUGGUGACUGGUACAGGACCCAACUUCUCUCUGGGAGAGCUGCAGGGGCACCUGGCCUACGACCUGAAUCCAGCCAGCACCGGAAUGAGAAGGACGCUACCCAGCACGUCCUCCAGUGGGAGCAAGCGGCACAAGUCGGGCUCGAUGGAGGAGGAUGUGGACACGAGCCCUGGCGGCGACUACUACACCUCGCCCAGCUCCCCCACGAGUAGUAGCCGCAACUGGACGGAGGACAUGGAAGGAGGCAUCUCGUCCCCAGUAAAGAAGACAGAAAUGGACAAGUCGCCCUUCCACAGCCCGUCCCCCCAGGACUCCCCGCGCCUCUCCAGCUUCACCCAGCACCAUCGGCCCGUCAUCGCCGUCCACAGCGGGAUUGCCCGGAGCCCACACCCGUCCUCGGCUCUGCACUUCCCCACCACAUCCAUCCUGCCACAGGCGGCGUCCACCUACUUCCCCCACACGGCCAUCCGGUACCCGCCGCACCUCAACCCCCAGGACCCGCUCAAAGAUCUCGUGUCACUGGCCUGCGACCCGGCCAGCCAGCAGCCUGGACCGCCUACUCUGCGCCCGGCGCGUCCCCUGCAAACCGUUCCUCUCUGGGACUAGAGCCGAGGGAUCACAGUCGUGGUACCUGGGGUAGUGAAGUUCUGCGCCCCCCGCCUCCUCUCCACCGCCUGGGAUCCCCGGGGCAGCACCAUCUGCCCCCCAAACCCACAUUUGUGGUGGAGAGUUAAGAGCAAGCAAGAACACCCCACCAACGCCCAGCCCGGCUGAAAAGACAAACCCACAGACAGACCCAGUGGGAGGAAAAGGAAAAGCAACACACCCCCCAAAAAGGAGAAAAACAACAAAAACAGAAGAACAAAAAAACAAAACACGCAAGGAAAGCCCCACCACCCACAGACCCGUGAUGACGAAAGGUAAAGACAGCCUGGACGCGCGGCUCCCUGCGCCCCCCACCAUUCAUCUCCGCUUCGCCUGCUGCCCAGAAGGACGCCGCGGCCGCCCCGCAUGCCAGGUGAGCCAAUGGCCAGGGCUGGGGGCGGCCAUGGGGCCCCCCACAGGCACUACAGGCACCGAUCGUCCACGCCCAGCCCCACCCCGCCUGGGGCCUUUGCCAAAGAAGGGAAGGAAGCAAGCCGCAGCGGGGAAGGGCGCAGCGAGGACCGGCCUCGGGCGGCGGACCUCCGCAGAGGCAGGGUGGGCAGAAGAGGCACGCGCCCCCCACCCCCACGUUGCUGGGACGGGACAGACGCCAGACCGCUACUUUGGGGGGACCCACCCUGGCAGGGACCUGCAAGGCCCCAGGACUGGCUCUAGCUCUGGGCCUCUGGGGACUUGGUCUUUGGGGGGCCACCAGACCAGCCCCAUGGGAGGGGACGGGGGACAUCUAUGCAAGUGACCCCAGGCCCCCGGCACGGCGGCCUCCCUCCCUGCCUGGUCUAUUGCACACGUGGGAGCAAUGCACUUUCCCAGGAAGGGAGCGGAGGCGUGGGGACCCUCCGGCCCAGACCCCAUGUGGGGUCUGCUGGCCUCUGAGGCCCAGCAGGGGAGCCCCCACCCCCAAGAACCCUGAAGGUGGGAGCCGCGAGUGGUUUAAGUGCCUGACCCCCACCGUCAUCCAUCAGACAGAGUGGCCAGAUGCACCCCAUCCUUCCCCCAGCCCGGCCCCUCAUUGCCGUGCCCCCUCCAAGCUAGAAAGACGGGACCCCCAAGGGUGAGCACUGGGGGCCCCCGUGCCCCCACCCUGUGGGGCCCCGGGUCAGGUCCUGGGGGUCCCGCCGCCCCCUCAGCCAGUGCCUUACAUGCUGGAGGGAGGCCAGUCCCUCCCGGGUGCCCCCUCCCCCCCCCCCCGUCACCAAUUGCACUUUCAUCUCCCCCAAAGUGGGGCCCGGAGGAGGGCCUCCCGCACUGGGAGGGCGCUGGCAGAGACGGGGGGUUGGGGGGGGUCCUCAUCCGCAAUGCAUUUUCCGUUGACCUGCUCCAAAAACACUAAGCUGGGGACGCCAGGUGCCCCCAGCCAGCUCCGUCCACGCCCACCCCCAGGACCCUUUUUUGGUGGGGGGCCAGGGUGGGGUGUCAGGUUUUAUAAACACAAGGACCCCCUCCCAGGCCCUGCUGUCCAUCCUGUCUCCCCCCUUUGGCCAAAGCCAUCAUCCAUUCACCCUGGCCCAGCCCCUCCUCCUUCUGGGGGCCUGGACUCUAUUUCCCCAAAGUAGCUGGGGUGUGGGGGGUUGGCCCCCUUGAUCUCACACAGGAAGACCCAAGACCUUCCUCACCCUCCGUCUCCGAUCCCCGCAGCCCAGAGCACUGGGUGGGGGUGUGUCCGUCCGUCCGUCCGUCCUCAGGGCCCUCCACGGGGGAGGGGGGGUCCCUGGAGACGGCAGCACUGCUGCUGUCCUGCAGGGCCAGGGUGAGGGUCAUGCCACCUGGCAGCCCGAUGCUUCUCUGCCAGGGUGGUGACGGGGUGGGGGACAGGCCAGACUCGGGGUACACCCGGCAGCACCCACACACACCUGUGGGGUCUGGGCCUGCGAGAACCAACUCUUUACCUGACUUGCAUGGUGCUUUCGAACCCGCGAGACCUGUAUGCAUGGCGGAUGUCCCCGGCGCUGCCGCCCGCCCCGCCGCCUCCCCCAAACCCCAAAACAAAAAACAAAAAAACUACCAAAAAACAAAAAACCCCAGCCCCCCCGAUUCCACGUCUCCUGAUUUGCACGAGAAUUUUCUAUCACAUGAUGUGCCUUGCCUCCCUCCGUCAGCACUCAGCUGCAUGUCCGCACGCGUAGACCCAGACAGACAGACAGACAGACGACGCCACAACGUUAGACGACGUAAGAUGACGUACCCAGCAAAAAGGGAUGGAUUUCUAUUUGUAAAAAAAAUCAUCUUCAUCAACGGACAGAAGGAAGUGAUGUUCAAAAGACGAGAAAAUGCUCGAAAGCGAGCCACAAAAAUCACACCCACAGACCCCAUGCCCUCCCCACCGCCCCCUCCUGCAGUUGGGGGGCUCUUCCCUGGUGCUCACCCGCCGUCACGGCCCCCUGCCCUGGGGACCGUGGACCCCACGGUCCUGCCCAGCCCCUUCCACCAUCUCUGGGCACAGCCUGGUCCCCACCAUGAUCCAGACUCCAUCCGUGCAGGCUGGGGGCCCGCCAUCCCUGUGUAUCCCAGCUUUGUCACCAAAGGACCCAUUCUUCUUGAGCCGGAGACCAGCCUGGGGUGACCCCUUCCCCUCCCCCCCCCCCCCACUGUCCCAUCUUCCGUCUUCCAGCUAUUGACACGAAGGAGUGAAACGGGAACCCCACGAAACUCGAUAUAUGCAAUACCUGUCCUUUGCACCCCGCGGGCCGGGCCUCUGUCUGGGGGUUGUCUUGUCCUUGACUUUGGUCUCUCUGGUUCUUUCUUCCAUCCUUCCUCCCUGUACCCCACUUUCUCUGUCUCUUUGCAGUGUCCUUCGCCUUUUCCUUUACCAAAGCUAAGGCAGGCAGAUGGGUGUGGGGGCCAUAGACAGCCACUCCUGCCCUGCCUGGCACCCCACCUGGGGCCCCCAGCACACAGCUGUCACCCUUUGUCCCCUCAGGAUGUAAGGUUGUCUCAAAAGCCACCAAAAUAUUCUUAAUCCCAACUUUUCUUCCAAAAAGACCCUGGCACAGCCCAGGGGACAGGGACGCCAGGUUUGGGGUGCCCAGCUGCUGGCAGCAGCGACACAGCAAAGGCCCUGGGGGCUGCUGUCCCCACUCACCCCACUUGCCCUCUCUGUUGGGGACAGUGGUGAGUGGCGGGCUGGCCGGGUAAGGUGUCCCCACUCCCAGGCCCCAUCGCCCAGCCAUGGCCUUGGGGUCCCUGGCCUGACCAGUGAGCCAUUCCUGGGUGGUGGCAGGAGACAGAGUUGGGGUUUUCUCUUGACAAGUUCAUGUGAAACCCACCCCUCCCCAGGCAACAUCCUCUCAGAGCCUCCUUGCACCCCCAGCUGACUCUCAGGCUUCCAUCCACACCAUGAGAAAGGUCGGGAAGGCCCCCACACAUAUGCAAGUCGCACAGCCCUAAAGGACUGCAAAGAGGGACAUACCCCACCUCCGGGUUCAAAACCCACAGGCUCCCAUGGGGCUCAGGCAGACCCAGUGGGGCCAUCUGAGGGAAUGGAGCCGCGGACACCUCAGUACUGUCACCUAGGGGUCCCCUGGGACUCCCCACACCCUUGGGGCCACUUCUGCUCUCCGCCCUCCCUGUGCAGGGGCCUUCUGUUCCCAACAUCAGCAGCACCUGGAGAGGGGCCUGCAGGGCUGCUCCAGCUGCCCCCCACAGGACAGGUUUGUGGGGCCACCAGUGGCCACAGGCCUGGGGAGGGGCAGCAGGCAGGUCCCCGCCCCCCAGCGCACCCCAGACUCCGCCAGCGUGGGUCUGUGCUGUCUGUACAUACAUGUAGGCUGUACUCGUGUAACUUGGGGCCUAGAUUCUCCCUCAGACACCUGACUGUUUCUUCCCCCUAAUUCAGCUUCCUCUCCCCUUCUCUGUCCCUUAGUACACUUCCUGGGGAGUUCCUACCUCCCAGCCCACAUCCCCAGCUCCCCCCAAGGGUCAAGGCAGGAGGCAAACCGAAGCCAGGCCAGCAGAACUCGCCAGCUAUACCAAAACACUCAUUUCCCAAGCAGUGCCUCAUGUCUGCUGGUGCAGUUUUGGGGUCUCCCUGCCUCAGCCUCCCCAGUGGUAUCCCUGACCCCCAGACUGUGCUCAACCCUGGGAACUGAAGGAGGGUGUGGAACACCUAGGGAUGAUGGCUCCAGAGAUGGAGAGAGGAUGCACCCCGAGCCGCCACCUGGGUAAUACGAAGGGGGUGCCCCAACCCCCCUUCUCAAAACGCACCCACUACUCAUCUUCCCACCUCAAGUCUCAGCCAGGCUGCUGUCCCCUAAAACCAAAGCCCCUUUAACUCCAGGGGUCCCAGCCUGAGCCCCCCAGUUCCCUGCCCGCCAAGGAAUGGGGGUGAGGAGAGAGCAGGCGUUCUGCAGGGAUGGAGGGUCUGGGGAGGGCGGGGCACAGUGCUUUCCCCUGGAUUUUUCUGGGUUCUUUCUGGGUUUUCUGGAUUCUCCCCCUGCCCCCAACCUUUCUGGAUUUCUCUUUGGAUUUUCUUUUUUCUUCCUCUUGCUCCCCCCCCCAUGUGUGGGUGUUGAGGCUGUCCCAUUCAUUUUCUCUGAGACUUUUUUUUGAGAUUUUUUUUUUGUUUCCAUUUUGUAUUUUACUCAUAUUACAGGAUAGAUCAUUUUAUUUCUCGCUUUCUGCUUGUGUCACACGACAGACCAUACACAUCACAAACACAUGUCACACACGUCACACAAAUACACACAUGCCUGUGCUCAGAACCCAAGUCAGGGACAGCUCUGCUGGACCUGGGGUCCCCAGGCCUGGCCGCUGCCCCCGGGCCCCAGGCCGCCAUUACCCCAACAUCGCGCGGUCGACUCGGUCUGUGCAGAUGCGCCUGAGUAUCAUUUAUAGAAUGUGACUUUUUGGCUGAUGUUACUUUGUUUUCCCUAUGCAAAAAAAAAAAAAAAAUACAGUGAAAAGGGGUUCCAUAAAAGACUCAAUAAAAGG